CGUCCCCUUUGGAGCGAGAGGCGGGCCUGCGGCCGCAGUUUCUGAGCUCGCGCCGGAGGCGGGACCCGGGAGCUUUCUCGCGAAGCUGGUAGCGGCUUUUUCACGUGGUGUUCUGCUUGAGACCGAGGCAGGUGCGCCACGGGCUCCCCAGCCGAGGCCUGGCUGGGGAGACAGUGAAAGACCCGGCUGGACAGGCCGGACCGGGCUCAACACCGCAGGCUCAGACCCAGCCUUUAAGGGGAGAGGCCUGAGAGAAGAGCCCAGAGCGGGGCUGGGGCUGCAGUGAAGCGACGCUGACGCUCAGAGAACUGCUGGGAGGCGGUGGCGCGAGGUGGGACCCAAAUGCUGGAGGAAAGAGAGCCACCUUCUCCAGAUCCUGCCCUUCCCCAAGAGGAAGGCACAGAAGAGGAAGGAAUGGCAGGUGGUCUGCUCACAGCUGGGUCCCAAGGAUCCACACCUUUCAGCAGUGUGACUGUAGCUUUUACCCAGAAGGGAUGGAGGCAGUUGGCCCCUACUCCGAGGGACAGGUUCAAGGAAGGGAUGCCAGAAAAGUCCAGAAACCUGGUCCUACUGGGACUUCCAGUCUCCCAGCCUGGUAUGAACUCCCAGUUGGAACAAAGGGAAGGUUCAUGGAUGCUGGAGAGAGAAGGCCUCAGGAGUACCUGUCCAGAUUGGAAGAUUGUAUCUGAAUCACCACCUGAACAAGACAUUUCUGAAGAAUCAUUCCAAGACCCAAGUGUAGAGAUGCCCUCUGGGGAGUCAGAUCACAGGAACAGUGAACUGGGGAAGAGCUUCAAUCUGAGACCAGUUCUUUCUCCACAGCAGAGAGUUCCUACAGAAGUGAGACCCCGUAAAUGUGAAACACACACAGAGAGUUUCAGGAAGAAUUCAGAUAUAAUUAAACCUCACAGAGUGAAGCCGUACAUAUGUAAUGAAUGUGGCAAAGCCUUCAGUUACUGUUCUUCCCUUUCUCAGCACCAGAAGAGCCACACUGGGGAGAAGCCAUAUGAGUGCAAUGAAUGCAGGAAGGCCUUCAGCCAGAGCUCAUCUCUUAUUCAGCACCAGAGGAUUCACACCGGAGAGAAACCUUAUAAAUGCAGUGAAUGUGGAAGAGCCUUCAGCCAGAAUGCAAACCUUACAAAACACCAGCGAACUCAUACUGGAGAAAAGCCCUACAAAUGUAGUGAGUGUGAGAAAGCCUUCAGUGACUGUUCAGCCCUUGUUCAGCAUCAGAGAAUUCACACUGGAGAGAAGCCUUACGAAUGCAGCGACUGUGGGAAGGCCUUCCGCCACAGUGCAAAUCUUACAAACCACCAGAGGACUCAUACAGGGGAGAAGCCCUACAAGUGCAGCGAAUGCGGGAAGGCCUUCAGCUACUGUGCAGCAUUUAUUCAGCACCAGAGAAUCCAUACAGGGGAGAAACCCUACAAAUGUAAUGCAUGUGGGAAGGCCUUCAGCCAGAGUGCAAACCUCACAAACCACCAGAGGACUCACACUGGAGAGAAACCCUACAAGUGCAGUGAGUGCGGGAAGGCCUUCAGCCAAAGCACAAACCUUAUAAUCCACCAAAAGACCCACACUGGGGAGAAGCCUUAUAAAUGUAAUGAAUGUGGGAAAUUCUUCAGUGAGAGCUCAGCCCUUAUUCGACAUCAUAUAAUUCACACAGGAGAAAAACCCUAUGAGUGCAAUGAGUGUGGAAAGGCAUUUAACCAGAGCUCAUCCCUUAGUCAGCAUCAGAAAAUUCACACUGGUGUGAAACCUUACGAAUGUAGUGAGUGUGGGAAGGCCUUCAGGUGUAGUUCAGCUUUCAUUAGACAUCAGAGACUCCAUGCUGGAGAGUAACUGGGAACAUAACCAAAGUGGAUGGGGACCUGACAGGUAAUUUGAAGGCAUCUGGGGACAUCUGACUUUAAGUCUAGCCCAGAGCCAUAUGCAAAAGCACCUUUAAUAAAUAGUCAUUAUUUUACAUGUUGCAUCUG
Molecule: messenger RNA, 1979 nt
Organism: Balaenoptera musculus (blue whale)
Lineage: Eukaryota; Metazoa; Chordata; Mammalia; Artiodactyla; Balaenopteridae
Gene: ZNF79
Product: zinc finger protein 79
Exons: 5
Coding region: 343-1842 (499 amino acids)
Biological process (GO): regulation of transcription by RNA polymerase II
Cellular component (GO): nucleus
Molecular function (GO): RNA polymerase II cis-regulatory region sequence-specific DNA binding; DNA-binding transcription activator activity, RNA polymerase II-specific
Source: RefSeq, a predicted model, not a curated record